AUACCCUGAUGAGUUAUAAUCCGUUUUAAUAAUACAGGUCGUUCAAUAGAAUAUAUUUUAUUAUGAUGUAUUAGUGAAUAUUACAAGUGAAACUUCUCAUGAGACAGUCUUUUUUAAGGUCAAUAGUCUGUAAUGCGUAUUGUCCAGUACGAAGGAUAUUUGAUAUUUUUGUGUAAUCUUGAUCUUAGAAACAGAAUGUGUUAAAAUAUUUAAAUUCAGUUCCAUUAGUCUGACGAGAAGCGCAGAGAUGAGAGAUGAGGGAGAUGAGAUAUUUGUCCUUCGAAGAAUGCCAGAAUCGAUUUGACAAUCGAUUCAUAAGCCGUCAUGGCGUACUACCGCUGUGGACCGACUGCUAUCGGCAGCCGCGCGUCGUGGUCGGUGACGACUCCCGAGAGCAAACCCUUCGAGCGUCCUCUCAGCGGGAACUACGACAGGAUCUUCAACGCCUUCGAGAGAACAAACGCCUUCGAGUACGUCAGGAGCACCUUCGAAGGGAAACCAGAAGAGAGGCAUGUUGGACACGGAGACGUAGUGGUUAAUAGGAAGAUGUCCAGUAGCUUUGAACGAGCGGACUGCGCCCUGGCCGCGCAGACGCCUUGCUCUGACGAUGAGGACUUUUAUAGGGAGAAGAUAUUGUACUCGCAAACCAGGCAGCUGUUUCCUCUGCAAGAAGAUUUGGCUGAUUGGAUCAAUAAAACUAUAGGCAUCACCUACCUGAACGGGGAGAACUUCCUGGACGUGUUGGACAACGGCGCGGAACUGUGUCAGCUGGCGGUGGUGAUACACGAGCGAGCGAGGGAAGCGCUCCACCAGGGACUCAUAGUCGGACCGGUGCCAGCGAUCCGCGGGCGCUGCUGGCAGCGAGCAGCUCGUCGCAGUUUCUUCUCACGCGACAACGCGGAGAACUUCAUCACCUUCUGCAGAGAGCUCGGUGUACAUGAGAAUCUGCUGUUCGAGAGCGAUGACCUGGUGUUACACAACCAACCGCGACAAGUCAUCCUGUGUCUACUAGAGGUGGCCCGGCUCGCGACCAGGUUCAACGUGGAACCUCCGGGGCUGGUACAGCUCGAGAAGGAGAUUGCCUUGGAAGAACGCGAUUCCGGACUAGACUCCGCUAUGUCGGGGGCAGCCUGGCAGUUCAGAGACAGCUCACCCUCGCCUAUCAGAGACAAGUCUAAGAAAGAAGACGCUGUUUUAUCGCUAGAACCAAAUGAUUCUCGUCCUUCGCUGCAGGACAACACCGACGCAGAGAGCACGAGAUCCGUGGACACCGAGUCUAGCUCUGAUACCGACGUUCCGCUAAGACCGACCAACGAACUGGACAAGAGGGUACAACUCGUUACGCGUCUGAUGGAGCGAGGAUGCAACUGCGGCUCAGGAAAAUGUUCCAAGCUCCUGAAGGUGAAAAAAGUCGGCGAAGGAAGAUACAACAUCGCUGGAAGGAACGUCUUUAUUAGAUUACUUAAAGGACGCCACAUGAUGGUACGCGUGGGCGGGGGGUGGGACACCCUCGAGCACUUCCUCUCGCGUCAUGAGCCUUGUCAGGUGCGCCUCGUGACGCAGGGCCGGCGUGACGUGCUUCCUGUGCCGCUGCCCCCCUCCCCUUCUCCGGCGCAUUCACACUCACCUAGUCCCUCUCCUCUCCCAGCCUCCGCCGGGCCUUCUCCAGCCCACGCUGGCCCAUCACCUGCACCCAGCAGCACCUCUCUUGCCGGCACCGUCUCUCCCAUCGACAGCAAGGCAUCAUCUAUUAGCGGCAAAACCUCUCCCGUUGAUCCUAAGCUCGAUAAAACUCGAACUCCUGGCAAGCCCGAUAGCGGAAAGUGCUCCCCGCUCCGCCGCACUUCUACACCCAAUAAACCAGUUUCAUCCAGGAACAGAUCUGCCUUGACACUGCCCCUCAAAGAUUCGACCGAAAAGAAGUCCCCAGCACCCCGAGCUAGAAAGCAAUCCGCACCAGCUAGCUUCAGCACUCCGAACACGCCGACCGGAAGGUCCAUCCGGACUCCUCCCGUCGAACUUCGCAAGUCGCUCACUUCAAACACAUUAAUAAACGCACCUAAAAAAUCGAGAAGCAUGAGUCUAGCGAGCGCCCCCAACAAUGAAAGGAAAUCAUUUUGUGGGACGGAUAAACUGAAUCAGUCCAAGAAGACCCGCAGCAUGAGCGGCGCCAGUACCCCCAGUGAGUCGUCGGUGGCGCGCCCCACUCGCAGCCAGAGCCUCGCGUCUACCCCCGUCAAUGGCCCCAAGAAACCUUUGGCCAAUAGCUUCGCUAAGAAGACUCGGAGCAUGAGCCUGGCGACGCCCAUAGAUUUCUCGAAACCGCUCACAAAGAGCGCUUCCAUUGGUGCGACCGGACUCACUCAGGCCGCCAUCGAAGAGAGCAUCCGCUUGUCACUGGAGGCCAGCAUAGCCGACAAUACCUCCCCGAAAAAGCCAUUUUUGCAUAUCAAAGCCAAAUAUCGUAGUCCGCCGCCGCGGGAGGUUCCCCCGAGAUAAGCUCGGACGCUGCAGUUUCUCAUUCCAUUAGUUUAAACUUUUGACAUUAUUAUAAUCUUUAUAUCGGCGCUGGCGCGGGCUGCUGCGGGCUGCCGCUGGAUGUUUCUGGAACCCGACGUAUGUUCGAUCACUAGACGCGAUUAAUCUUUCCGAUAAAGUAUUCACAGAGGGUUAUGUAGAUCUCCUAAGCAUCUCAUAUUUAUCAACCAGUAGCGAGUAGUCUUUAUUAUUUAAUGAACAAUCAGCAAUACUCCAGUCGUGGGGAGACUAGUCAUAAUGAAUUUCUCAUGUAACAUUAAUUGUAAUCAUAACCAUUAUGUAAGUUAAUUAUUAUCUUCCAAUCGCUAUCUAAUGUUUUGUAUUUAAAUUAAUUUUAAGAUUAUGUUUAAGUCCAUACAUUAAACAUUAUUAUGUGAACUGUGUAUGUUGGAAAUUGGUACACAUAUAUUCCUUAGUACUGCGUUCUUGAAUAACUCACAUAUUUGCAUCCAUGUAUCUUCUUCUAUAUCUGAUUCGCUGUGUUGUCAUCAUUUGGGGUAUUUAUUCAUUUAUGUAAAUUUAAUAUUCGAAUAUAACCGGAGCUUAUUGUGUGAUUGAACUGUUACCAUUCGUGGCCUCACACCGGCGACCUCAAUGUGUACAAAUUUGUAAGUUUUAAAGUCACCCAUCAUAAAUAUAUUUUCGUACAAUGGAAUAUAAAUAUUUUUGCACUUAGAUAGACAAGCACUAGAUAGAUUCUGAUAACAUUAUUAUAAAUUAACGAAAUACACCACACCUUGUAAAUCUUAAACUUCACAGUUGACUAGACAAAUCUCAUCUCAUAUUUUUCUCGAGAUGACGAUUCUGUUUCUGAAACUCAGUAAAAUGCUUGUGGCUUUUAUUUCUUACUGUAAAAUUCCACGCAGAGUGAAACUGAGCUUAUGAUACUCCUUCCAAUAUAUACUUCUGACAUACUAUCAUUUUGCAAUAUUGUGCCAACAGUUUUUAUUAUUGUAUUUAAUUGAAAAUAAAUCUUUUGAUAUCGUA
Molecule: messenger RNA, 3525 nt
Organism: Danaus plexippus (monarch butterfly)
Lineage: Eukaryota; Metazoa; Arthropoda; Insecta; Lepidoptera; Nymphalidae
Gene: gas2
Product: GAS2-like protein 3
Exons: 10
Coding region: 325-2499 (724 amino acids)
Biological process (GO): actin crosslink formation
Cellular component (GO): actin filament
Molecular function (GO): actin filament binding; microtubule binding; cytoskeletal adaptor activity
Source: RefSeq, a predicted model, not a curated record